UCCGAUGUGACUUCGGAGCUUAGGAAGAUAUGUGCGGAGGCUAGUCCUCCAGAGCACCGGCUCCGCUGGCCAUCCGGAGCUCGGCUCCGCUGGGUUUCUGGAGGGUGGCUCCGCUGGGUCUGCAAAGCGCCGACUUCGCUGGAACUCCGGUGCACGGCUCCGCUGAGCCUCCGGAGGGUGGCUCUGCAUAACUGCUCAAUUUGUGCUGUUGGUCUAUAGUAUUUCCUAAUGUUGAUUCGGAGCCGAACGACCGCUUCACCCUCGCACGAGUUGGACCGCACCUGGGACUUCGCAGUGGACCUUCGCACGGGUGCAGAUUCGAUCUCCUAUCCGAUUCGAUGGCUCCCCUGUAAAGAAGCGACUCCCGUUCCCGUAUUGGUUUCGAAAGAAAAAAAAAAAUAAGCCACCCCGAGGCCGUGAUUGCCCCUCAAGCCUCAACCCUAGAUCCCAAAAUCCCAAAAUCCAUCCUCGAUUCGCCUGCUUCAUCUCGCCGGCACUCUUCACUGAUCCACCCCCGGCGCAUCCCGUGCCCGUCGUGCCUCCCUCCCCAGCUAAGCUGCGCACUCUCCCUUGCUCGGCGCGUGGAAUCAGUCGGGACAAGUUGCGCGAUCUGCUAGGAACCGGCUGCCGAUAUUUUCACCACUUCCUAAUUUGCCAUACGACACUGGGGUUUGGAUAAAUUGGAGCCUUUUUACAUUUAUAUGCACAGAAUCAGGACUGCAAAAACCCUGGGAAACAAGGGGGGUAUUGAUUGCACAAGAGGCGUGAGUAGGGAGCAGAGAGCCAUAAAUAGAAGGAACAGGCUUGAGUCAUCAUUGGUUUCAAGUGGGAGUGAUGGCCCAAAACGCUCGAGUUUUGGCCCCAAAGGCUUCAGCCGUGCCAUAAAACAAAUGAGAAAAAUUCAAGCGGCUCGGGCGGCGUUGGCUGAUUUUGAUAACAAGGAAUGUGCUGCUGAGGCAGAACGAUAUGACAAAAUUCCUGAUCAAGUUGUUUCGAACAGUGCUUUUGAAGAGAAACCAUUUGGCUUUACAGUCGAAACUAGUGCCAAGGAUAAAGAGUUGUCUUCCGUUGUCAUCUCGCUUGCUUUGUUUGAUGGAGAUAAGAUGUUAUUUGCAUGCUCGGGUAUACCUCUACCACACGGAACAACUAGACUACACCUAACAAGAUUUGUGACUUCAGCACGUUUGGCUAAAGAAUUCAAUGCCAACAGAUAUAGAGAUGAUAAAUUGAGGAUUGAAGUGCGCCUUCCUAAUAAUAGAACUACCAGUGGGCUCUUGGGACUAUAUGAUGAAGAUAUUGCUAUUGUCACGUCCUUCGGCCUCCUAGCUGUCCGUCCUGUAGAUCUGGAUUUUCAGGCAACACCUGUCUAUUCGGUACUAGCUGCUGGGCGUGCCUUCAAGUCGGGCAGUUUGAUGGCCGCACAUGGGUCUCUGAAUAGAGAACGUCCCAGCACCUGGGUUUCUGAUAGUCAAGAUCUCACAGAGGCUGUACUUGGAGGGCCACUUAUAGGAAAUGGUGCAAGAUUUGUUGGGAUGAACCUUACACUUCAUGGUGAUCAGAAUGUGACAUUCCUAUCACAGAAUUUACUUCGUGAACGCAUAGAGCAUUUUCAGAUACUCAAUCCUAAAGAACUCCACUUCCGUGGAUAUUCGUUGCCUUCAGGUGUAUAUCGCAUAGUCCCUUCAGGAUUUGUGGCCACUGUUAACCGGAUAAAAGCCCUCGGCUAUCCCAUGCCACCACCACUUGUGCUAGAACUCAAUGGGCGUUUGCUUAAUCAAUUUGAAGAAAUGUUUGGUGACUCACUUGCUUGGAAAGGGUACCCUUUUGGUCGUCUACCCCGUGGUUCUUGCGAGCGUGUCUGGGCGCGACUUGAAAAAAAAGUUGUGAUAGAUACAUCCCGUCGUGUUGUCUCACUUGCUUCAUUCGAUGGAGACGAGAGGUUUUUUGCAUGCACAGGCUUGCUUAUAAAGUGGCAUGGAGGCAGAGCCAAGCUCACUGCUGUGCUGACUUCAGCCAGUUUGGUUAGAAGUCGUUAUAAUGAAGAUGAUAUUGAUGAGAACUUGAGGAUUGAGGUGUUUCUCCCACCGAAUCAACGUGGCAGUGGGAGAUUGGAAUGGUAUAAUUUAAACUAUAAUAUUGCUAUUGUCAGUGUCCAGAAGAGUUUCCAUGCUAUUCGUCCAUUAGACAUUUUCUACAAAGAGCAAAAGUCAUCUGGAAAAGUAGUAGCUAUAGGGCGUGACCCUGUAUUUGGUAUAUUAAUGGCCUCAAUUGGUGAAGUGAAAGUGAAGCCCAGAAAGAAGGAUAUCAAACUUGAUUGCAAAGAUCUUCAGCUGUCCACUUGUCAAAUCAAGAAGGCUGGGAUUGGAGGCCCUCUUAUUAGUUUUGAUGGGAGUUUUGUUGGCAUGAACUUUUAUGAUGGAAGUGAGGUAACUCCUUUCCUGCCAGAGAGUACGAUUGUCGAAGUUUUAUGGACUGCGAUUGAAUACCCACUACCAUUGUAUGAAAGAAAUAUGUUGGAUGACAGUGGGAUGUUCGGUCCCCGUCCUCUUUACGUAGAAGAUGGUGGAAGGACAAAGAAAAGGAAAAACAAGUGGCCUGUGCCCGAGCCGUAUUGGUAUCAUGGGGGACUUGAUGUGGAUAGGUUUGAUGUACCUGAGCUUAUGGGAAGGACUCUCAAUUAGACUAUUGGAGUAGUAUUGGUUAUUGUGGUCCUUGUUCUGCUCAUCUGGCAAGUACUAUCUUACAGACCUGCAGUGCUAUCGUUGUCUAGCAAGUAUUUGACAGACCUGUCUAUGUCUUAAGAAUAUAUAUAAGUUGGACUGGUGUUGCUGUAGGGUCGUCAAUGGGACUGUUGCAAUUUACAAGUUUGCUCAAAUAUUUGACUUGAGCUAAAUGCUCUCAGUUGGUCAAGUCGCGUCGCAAGCACAAUGUUGUCUUUUGUUUUUGACAUGGAUGAUUAAUUUAUCUAUCUAUAAAUCUAAAGUUUAAA
Phragmites australis (common reed) is the source of this 2989-nucleotide messenger RNA. RefSeq lists its product as uncharacterized. Lineage: Eukaryota; Viridiplantae; Streptophyta; Magnoliopsida; Poales; Poaceae. The coding region runs from base 702 to 2681 and encodes 659 amino acids. The record is from RefSeq and is a predicted model, not a curated record. The transcript has 15 exons.